AUUUCGCAAACCCUAACCCCCUCCAAAACCCUCCUCCUCCUCCUCCUCACCCGCGGCGGCGGCGGCGAGCAACUCGUCCACUCGACACCAUGAGGCCACCGCGAGGUAGAGGGUUCGGAAGGGGUGGACGAGGCGAUGGCGGCGGCCGUGGCGGCGGCGGCGGCAGGGGGUUCGGGAGGGGCGGGGACGGUGGCGGGAGAGGAGGCCGUAGCGGGAGGGGAGGCAGGACGCCGAGGGGCCGUGGUGGCGGUCGCGGCGGCGGGAGGGGUGGCAUGAAGGGAGGGAGCAAGGUCGUCGUGGUGCCGCACAAGCACGACGGCAUCUUCAUCGCCAAGGCCAAGGAGGACGCGCUCUGCACCAGGAACAUGGUCCCCGGCGAGUCCGUCUACGGAGAGAAGCGCAUCUCCGUGCAGAAUGAGGAUGGAACAAAGGUUGAAUACAGGGUGUGGAACCCCUUCCGUUCUAAGUUGGCUGCUGCCGUUCUUGGUGGUGUUGACAAUAUCUGGAUUGCUCCUGGUGCUCGUGUGCUGUACCUCGGUGCUGCCUCAGGAACCACAGUGUCUCAUGUGUCUGAUGUUGUUGGACCGACUGGUUUGGUCUAUGCUGUUGAGUUCUCGCACAGGAGUGGUAGGGAUCUUGUCAACAUGGCCAAAAAGAGGACCAAUGUGAUUCCCAUCAUUGAGGAUGCCAGGCACCCGGCAAGGUACCGGAUGUUGGUUGGCAUGGUUGAUGUUAUCUUCUCUGAUGUUGCCCAGCCAGAUCAGGCUAGGAUCUUAGCCCUCAAUGCAUCCUACUUCCUGAAGAAUGGUGGACAUUUUGUCAUUUCAAUCAAGGCCAAUUGUAUCGACUCUACCAUGCCAGCUGAGGCUGUGUUUGCUAGUGAAGUUGAGAAGCUGAAGGCAGAUCAGUUCAAGCCCUCGGAGCAGGUGACAUUGGAGCCCUUUGAGCGUGACCACGCAUGCGUCGUUGGUGGUUACAGGAUGCCCAAGAAGCAAAAGGGUAAAUCUUAAGAGGAAUAAAACUGGUGGUGUGACUUGUGCUCAAAUGUAGUGCUGAACAAAACUCUUGGGCGAAUUAUUUUUCAUUUGCAUCCUGGUUUGUAAGACUGAAAUUUGGACAAAUGAUGCUAAGUAAGAGCAUUUCCAAUAGAUAGUCUAAAUUAGACUCUUCAAAUGUCUAUUUGGCCAUUCAAAUUCGUUUUUUACU
Molecule: messenger RNA, 1206 nt
Organism: Oryza brachyantha (malo sina)
Lineage: Eukaryota; Viridiplantae; Streptophyta; Magnoliopsida; Poales; Poaceae
Product: rRNA 2'-O-methyltransferase fibrillarin 1-like
Exons: 7
Coding region: 90-1010 (306 amino acids)
Biological process (GO): box C/D sno(s)RNA 3'-end processing; rRNA methylation
Cellular component (GO): small-subunit processome; nucleolus; box C/D methylation guide snoRNP complex
Molecular function (GO): RNA binding; histone H2AQ104 methyltransferase activity; rRNA methyltransferase activity
Source: RefSeq, a predicted model, not a curated record